AUGUUUGAUAGACUAGAUGGCAACAACAUAUUAAAUAAUGGAGAUUGGAGAGAAAAUGGUAAUAAUGAACUUCCUGGACUACAAAAUACACGUACCAAUAAUGUUUCCGAUGAUGCAAAAAUAAACAGAGAUAAAUAUAUGCACUUUUAUAAUAAUGAAGGAUCAGUUGAAUUUCAAGGAGAUAUGAUAAAAGCUGGAAGAGCUUAA
Macrosiphum euphorbiae (potato aphid) is the source of this 207-nucleotide messenger RNA. Lineage: Eukaryota; Metazoa; Arthropoda; Insecta; Hemiptera; Aphididae. The record is from the annotation of a GenBank genome assembly.